Molecule: messenger RNA, 4428 nt
Organism: Mus musculus (house mouse)
Lineage: Eukaryota; Metazoa; Chordata; Mammalia; Rodentia; Muridae
Gene: Abhd10
Product: abhydrolase domain containing 10
Exons: 5
Coding region: 102-746 (214 amino acids)
Biological process (GO): xenobiotic metabolic process
Cellular component (GO): cytosol; mitochondrion
Molecular function (GO): mycophenolic acid acyl-glucuronide esterase activity; hydrolase activity, hydrolyzing O-glycosyl compounds; palmitoyl-(protein) hydrolase activity
Source: RefSeq, a predicted model, not a curated record
CCCACCCCCACCCCACCCCGCUCCCCGCGGACUGCGCGUGCGUGACCUCGGGACCGCGCGACCUGCGCGCGUCUGUAGCGGGCGCAGGGGCAGCUGGGAAGAUGGCGGCCUGGGCCCCUUGUCGGAGGUGGGGCUGGGCGGCUGUGUCCUUCGGCCGGCACCCGGGCCUGAGCGCGUCACUAGCUCGGAAGCCCCCACGGGCAUGGUGGCUCUCAGCUUGCAGACAAAAGGCAUCACUUUCUUUCCUUAACCGAUCAGAACUUCCAAACCUGGCUUAUAAGAGGUUAAAAGGCAAAACCCCAGGAAUUAUCUUCAUCCCUGGCUAUCUUUCUAACAUGAAUGGUAUAAAGGCAGUAGCAGUUGAGGAGUUUUGCAAAUCUCUAGGUCACGCCUUUAUAAGGUUUGACUACUCAGGGAUUGGAAGUUCAGAUGGUAACUUAGCAGAGUGCACAGUGGGGAAAUGGAGAAAGGAUGUCCUUUCCAUACUUGAUGACGUAGCUGAAGGACCGCAGAUACUGGUUGGAUCCAGUCUUGGUGGAUGGCUCAUGCUGCAUGCUGCAAUUGCACGGCCGGAAAAAGUCAUAGCUCUUAUUGGUAUAGCUACUGCUGCAGAUGGAUUGGUGACACAAUAUCAUGCACUUCCUGUUGAGGUAAGUCAUGAGCCAUUUGGCCACCCCGGGGAGUACUUCCUAUCUUCUGCCUUUUCUCUCUCUCUACUUAUUCACCAUCUCCCUCUACCUUACUAGAGUGACCUGGCUUUUGUCUUUGCUGCCCUAUUGCUUGGUCUCUUGUUUUAAGGUUUCCUUUUCUCAUUCCUCUUUCUAAAACAUCCUGCCAAAUGCAUGAGACGUGGCACUGAAGUCAUGCUUCACAGUGUCCUCUUUUGCUCAGUUUUCUUUAUUUCCUUUACCUAAUGGAAUUCCAUGUCACAGUCUACUUUUUUACCCUCUUACUCUCAGUUCGUGGUAUGUGAAUAGUGCCUGUUCUUACAUCAUGUGAGACUGGACUAAACAGAUGUAAAACUACCUUCUUUAGCCCAAAAACAGACUUAUGUUCUCUGGGCAGCAGUUAUCAGCUAAUUAGAGGCAGCACACCAGGGGUAGAGGGGUUUUUUGUUUUUUUUUUUUUUGUUUUUCUGGCUUUGUUGCUUUGUUAGCAUUCUUUUCGAAUAAUUUUUGUGCUGCAUCAAAAGAAAAGCAGGGCUUUUCACCAAUGUUCUUCAGCGAUUCAUGGUAAAAAUGAAGGGUCUGAAAUAACUGGGAAGGUAGCUGUUCUCUUUAGCUUCAAUUGGAUAUCCGUUUAGGCAGUGUUCUAGUUAGGGUUCCUAUUGCUGUGAUGGAACACUAUCACCAAAGUUGGUGAGGGAAACGGUUUGUCUGGCUUGCACUUCCACAUCACAGUCAAUCACUGAAGAAAGUCUAGGCAGGACCUCACACUGGGCAGGAGCCUACAGAGGCCAUGGAAGGGUACUGCUUACUGACUUGCUCUUCAUGGCUCGUUCAAUCUGCUUUCCUAGAGAACCCAGGACCACCAGCCCAGGGAUGACACCAGCCACAAGGCUCUGGGCCCUCCUAAAAAUGAUGUCCAGACUUUCUACAGCCCCGUCUUCUAGAAACAUUUUCUUUUUUUCAAUUUUCUUUAUUUUUCUUUUCUUUUCUUUUUUUUUUAAAGAUAUUUUAUUUAUUUUAUGUAUAUGAGUACUCUGUACACUGUCACUUUCUUCAGACACACCAGAAAAAGGCCUCAGAUCCUGUUACAGAUGGUUGUGAGCCACCAUGUGGUUACUGAGAAUUGAACUCAUGACCUCUGGAAGAGCAGUCAAUGUUCUUACCUGCUGAGCCAUCUCUGGAAACAUUUUCUUAAUUGAAGUUUUCUUUUCUCACAUGACUUUAGAUUGUGUCAAAUUCACAUAAAACUGUCCAACACAGACAGUUAUGUGCAAGGACAAUGGAAUAAGCAACAUCUAUACUUUUGUGCAUUUUUUUACUGCAUUCAUUUCAGUUUUCCUCACCUGUGGAACUAAGUUCCUGGUAAGCCAGAGACAAUAAAAAUUAAAAGGGAAAAACAUUAUUUCAAAAUGGGUUCCAGACCCACUAUCAAUCUUGAAUUUCAUUCUGAAUCAGACAUGGGAGAUAUGCCCAACAAGUUCCUCCCCACAGUAGAGUUUGAGAAUCAGGUUUGCAGAGCCCAGGAAGAAAGCAGCAGUGGGGAGGGGAGUCAAGGGGACACAAUAAACGUGUAUAACUUUGGAUAAUAGAACAUUACUGAUUUCUGCUUCAGGUUCUUUAAGAUUUCAGCUGUGGAGCAUCUGAGUUUGUUCUUAGUUCAUGUUGUUCUCAGUGGCAUUGCUGGAGAUGAGGGGAUAGCUCAGUUGUUAAAAUGCACGACAUACAAGCUUAAGAAACUGAGCUAACCCAGACCCAUGCUGUUUUGUUUUGUUUUGUUUGUUUUAUUUUGUUGUUUAAAGCUGAUAGGCUGGGGAAAUGGCAGAAGAGAUAAAAAACACUUGCCCCUUGCCUGACAACCUGAGUUCUGUUCUUGGGACUGACAUAGAAAACCAACUCACGUGGAUAGUGCUCUGGCUUCCACACAAGCACUGUGGCACACACAUGCAUCCUCACCUUUUCCCCACAAACAAGAGUAAUAAUGGAAGAGAUGAUGAUGAUGAUGACGACGACGAUAGUAAUAAUAAUAGUAACAAUAAUAAUAAAGCUAGGUAUAGUGGUGUGCCCUUGUAAUCCCAAUACUGAUAAGGCAGACAAGUAGAUCCUUGGAGCGUCAUGUCCAGCCACCAUCGAGGACUAGUAAAUCCCAGGUUAACGUGAGACCCAGCGUCAGAAUAACAGGGUAUAGGCAGGUAAAAUGGCUGAGAUAGAAAAGUUCUUGCUGACAAGCCUGAUAGCCUGAAUUUGAUCCCCAGAACCCAUAUGGUGGAAUGAGAGAACCAACUCCUGAUCGCUGAACAUAUACUGUGUCAUGCCCACACAAAUAAUGCUUAAAAUACUUACAAAAACCAAGAGAGAUGGGAGGGCUGGAAAAAUGGCUCAGCAGUUAAGACCGUUUGUUAUGCUGUCGCUGAGGAGUAGAGUUAAGAUGCCAGCUCCCAUGUAACAAGCCAGGUGUUCCCUCAGACAUCUGCAGGCCCAGCUCUAAGGAGGAGGGACGUCACAAAGGCCCAGUGGCUUCUAGUCUAGCUGAGGGAACCACAUCAAGUUCAGAGGUGAAACUUUGCUACAAAAGAUCUAACUGGAGAAUGAUAGAGGAAGACCACUGCCCACUCCUCUGGCCUCUGUGCAUACUGUUGCACCCACCCCACCCCACCCCCAGAUAAGUGUGCAUACAGUCAUAUAGACACAUAAGAAACACACAACUUUUUCUUUUUUGGAAAAGCAAAUCAACAGUGGACCAUGUUCCUGAGGAAUGACACCUGAGGUUGUUGUGCUCAUGAGAGUCCUGAUAUUUUUUCCUAUCAGACCUAAAAUUACAAAGUUGGUCUUCCCUGUACUCAUCUCUGAUGUCUAGUUUUUUUCCUCAAAUAUAGUUCUUUGAUGUUUGUGUUUUUUCUGCUACUUCUUUGUGCAUUUGAAACUUUGACCCUUUGCUUAAUCCCCUUGACUCACCAAUACAAUGGCUUUCAUGAUAGGAACUUUUCUCAGGAAUAUUGCAGCUUGAAAAGGAGUUCCUUACGUUUUGCUGCUGUUGUUGUAGCAAUUGCCAAGAUCUGUGCACAUUUCACUUUGCAUGUGUAAGUAGAUUGUUCAGCAUGUGGAUAAGGUGGGCAUUGAAAAAUCAGAUACAAAGUUUUUUAGGUAGGGUUUUUAUUGCUGUGAUGAAACUCUAUGACCAAAAGCAGUUUAGGGAGGAAAGAGUUUAUUUCAUCUUGCAACUUUCAGGUCACACUCUUACUGAGGGGGAAGUCAGAAUAAGAUCUCCAGGUAAGAAUCUGCAGGCAGGAACUGAAACAAAAGUCAUGGAGAAAUGCUGCUUACUGACUUGUUCUUGUUUGUUCCUCCUACUUUUUUCCACAGUUCAGUACCACCUACCUAGGUGUGGCACCACCCACAGUGUGCUGGACCCUCUAUAGUCAUUCAUCAAGAAAAAGAUCCACUGACUUGCCUGUUGGCCAGUAUUAGGGAGGCAUUUUCUCAGCUGGGUGUCCUUUUUUCUAAAUGAUUCUAGCUUGGGUCAAGUUGACAUAAAACUGAACAGCACCAGAGGAAAGCACAGGGACACUAGGCAUUACCUCCCCAUUAACCACUGGCCCUAAGGUGUCAAUAGUGGCCCAGAGAGUGUGUCAGAUCCCCUGGAGCUGGAGUUAUAGGAGACCAUGAGAUGUCCCAUGUGGGCUCUGGGAACCUAGCUAGGCCCUGUGCAAGAAGUGGAAGCACUUUUAACUGUUAGCCAUCCCUCCAGACAGAAAAUUCCAAA